AUGACUCAAUCCCACAUUGCCAAAAAAUGGAGCAGAAAAGGGAAAGUUUUACGAGCAAUCAUUCACCGCAAACUGUUUUCUGCAGAUGAGAUUGACCAAAAUAAGGUUCACAACAAAGGCGAUCAUGAGUGCAUUGAAGAAGAUGAAGGAACGCAGUCGUUUGUGGUGGGGUUUCUGCCUUCACUGGUUAGGGUUCCAAGUAGAGGAUUGAAGGGGUUACAGAAGCUUGGUAGGGUGGUGUCAAUGCGUAAGGAUGAAGGACAAGAACGAGAAGAUGGAAGGGUGGAAUUGUGCAAGAUGAGGAUAAUAAUGGGGAAGAGAUGCAGACCGUUAAAUGUGUCGGGUGCUCUUCAUUACGAUGAAGAUGGUAUUUUGGUGCCAGAAGACUUCCUUUCUCCAUCUCAUUAA
Molecule: messenger RNA, 408 nt
Organism: Lactuca virosa
Lineage: Eukaryota; Viridiplantae; Streptophyta; Magnoliopsida; Asterales; Asteraceae
Source: the annotation of a GenBank genome assembly